Molecule: messenger RNA, 3679 nt
Organism: Condylostylus longicornis
Lineage: Eukaryota; Metazoa; Arthropoda; Insecta; Diptera; Dolichopodidae
Product: diacylglycerol kinase theta
Exons: 10
Coding region: 199-1800 (533 amino acids)
Biological process (GO): diacylglycerol metabolic process; lipid phosphorylation; intracellular signal transduction
Molecular function (GO): ATP-dependent diacylglycerol kinase activity; nucleic acid binding
Source: RefSeq, a predicted model, not a curated record
UUACAAUCGCAAGUUGAAGAAUCAUAUGUGAGUGUCUCUGUAGACAAUAACACAACCGUCAAAGAUUUAAUUAGGAACGCUUUAGAUAAAUUUGGUUUACACGAUAAUCAAGUGCAAGACUAUAGAUGUUCUGAAGUAUUACUUGAUCGUGGGGUCACCGAACGUAUUUUGCUUUGGAAUGAACGGCCUUGGGAAAUAAUGAAACAACUUGGCAAGGAUUCAAUUAGACAAAUGGAAUUAAUGCGGUUUUAUUUGCAACAUAAACAGGACCCACAUGGUCCAAACAUAGCCUUGUUUAUCGGAAAUUUACCACCCGGCCUGUCGCAAAGAAAUUAUGAACAAAUUUUAUGUAAAUAUGCAACGGAGGAAAAUAAAUUUUCCAGUAUCGGUCCAAUUUAUUAUGAAUACGGUUCAGUUGUAAUAAUAUACGAAGAUUCACAAAAAGCUGUUCGAGCUUUUUAUAAUCUUCGUGAUGCAGUUAUUGAAGACAAAAAGCUUUUGGUGUUAUUGUUGCCAAAUAUCGAACCUCGAAUGGUUCCUUCUGAUGUUAGACCUUUACUUGUUUUCGUUAAUGUUAAAUCAGGAGGAUGUCAAGGUUUAGAAUUAAUAUCUAGUUUUAGAAAACUUUUAAAUCCAUACCAAGUUUUUGAUUUAGACAAUGGUGGACCUCUACCUGGCCUUUAUGUGUUCCGUCAAAUAAAAAACUACAAAAUACUGGUUUGUGGAGGCGAUGGAACUAUUGGGUGGGUGCUACAAUGCCUUGAUAAUGUAGGCCAAGACUCAGAAUGUUCAAGUCCCCCUUGUGCUAUAGUCCCGCUUGGAACAGGUAACGAUUUAGCUCGGGUAUUGCGGUGGGGUCCCGGAUACACUGGAGGUGAAGAUCCAUUAAACCUGUUACGUGAUGUUAUUGAAGCUGAAGAAAUUCGGUUGGAUCGUUGGACAGUAGUUUUUCACCCAGAGGACAAACCUGAUGAACCAACAGUUAAACCGCCUUCAAACACAACUGGUAAGAAGAAGACGAUUCAUCAAACUCAAUUAUCACAACAAAACCAGCAUUUUCAUGUACCGAUGUUGUGUUCGAGUGAUAUAUCAGGAGGCGCUCAAAGUGAAGACAAUUCUCAAAUAUUUGUUAUGAAUAACUAUUUUGGAAUAGGAAUAGACGCAGAUCUUUGUUUAGAUUUCCACAAUGCACGGGAAGAGAACCCAAAUAAAUUCAAUUCAAGGUUACAUAAUAAAGGAGUGUAUGUUAAAAUGGGUCUGCGAAAAAUGGUUGGAAGAAAAAUGGUAAAAGAACUUCACAAGGAAAUUCGUCUAGAAGUUGAUGGAAAAGUGGUAGACUUGCCGCCAGUUGAAGGAAUAAUAAUCUUAAAUAUACUAAGUUGGGGAUCAGGAGCAAAUCCUUGGGGACCUGAAAAAGAAGAUAACUUCACUAAACCAAAUCACUACGACGGAAUGCUUGAAAUUGUUGGCGUUACUGGAGUUGUGCAUCUGGGUCAAAUUCAAUCUGGAUUAAGAUCUGCGAUGCGCAUAGCACAAGGUGGUCACAUAAAAAUUCAUCUACAUUCAGAUAUUCCAGUUCAAGUUGAUGGAGAACCAUGGGUACAAAGUCCUGGUGAUGUUGUCGUUCUUAAAUCAGCUUUAAAGGCAACAAUGCUAAAAAAGAAUAAAAAAAUGAAAAGGCGAAACACAGAACCAACAAUGGUCGCCCCAACUAUGUCUUUAGCUAUACCAGCAAGUGAUCACGAUGAAAAUAGUUCUGACAACUCAGCAAAUAACACAACAAACAAUACGGACUUCUGAAUAUGAUGAUUUAAUUGACUGAAUUUGCUUCAAAUAUUGGACAAUUAAACGAUGUUUUCCAAAAACUUAAACUAUAGCUUAAAUAUAUCAAAAUAAUAUGUGUAGCUGCAAAAAUAGCGGGAAGUAUAUAAUAAAAGGUCCAUAUUAUCACAAUCAUAUAAAUCACAUAAUAACGUAAUAAUGUAUUAAAAUUUUAAUUUGUACAUGCAUAUACUUACGUACGUAUGCACGUAAUAAAAAAAUUUCUUUUUUGGCCUGUCUUCCGAGAUAAGCUUGUUUAAAGAUUAGUUUCUUCUAAAGGCUUUUAAAAAAGAAAAUUGAAAUUCAAAUUAGCCAUUCAACAGCCCUUUAAAAUUUUUAUGAUGUAAAAACAUAAGUGGUCAUCCGGGUGAUUGUAUGAUAUUUGUUCAAAACUUUCAAUUUCGACUUCUUACGUGUGUAAAAUGAAACUUAAAAUUGUAAAAUAAACAAAAAAUAUUGAAAAAGAAAAAUAAAAUUGACAAAUGUUGUUCAAUAUUAGGAAUUUUUUUCAUAAUAAAAUUUAAAAAUAAAAAACUUCGAAGUAAACGAUACAAAUUCCGAAAGAUAAACGCAAAUUUAACAUAAAAACUUAAGUCGGGAUUAUAGAAGGCAUUUUGUAAUUUAAAACAAAACAUAAUACGUUUUGUUUUGUUUGUAAUGUCAAAAUUUAUCUCUAUAGGUUCACUAUGAUUAACAAGAUCUUCUACAUCAGAGUGCUCUAAGCAAAUUCGAGAAAAUGCAGUAUGUUCAUUCUCGUAAUCAGUAUCCUAAAUUACUUUAAUUUUCACUUUCGUUUUUCAUGAAACUAUCAUAAUGUUAGAGUGUCAUAAUUUUGCACUGUAAGCCAUACGUUUAUUAAAAUUUGAUGAAAAUUUAAGCAAAACUUUAAACACAGUUAUCUUCCAUUAAUGUUAAAAAAAUAAAAAAAUGCAUAAAGUUCAUUUAAAAUUACAAAAAUGGCUUAAAAAAAAAAGAACUAAGAAUAUAGGUUAGCAACUAUUUACGAAAAUUGAAUGUCCUAACUACUUACGAAAAAGAAAUUUGUACUAAUUACAGGAGUGACUAAUAAUGUGAGAGAAGGUUUUUUUAGGUAUAUGAAAGGAAAAUUCCCUUUUAUUCGAAGUAAAAUUCUUUUAUUUUUGCUAAUAUAUUUCGCGCCUUACACAUGCACUACAUCAAAGCUAAAGUGAGAGAAGGUGCGAACACAAGGGUUAAAAGUAAAAUGAAAAAAAAUAUAAUUUCAAAGAAAAAUUUAAAAAAAGUAAAAAAAACAGCUUAUGUUAAAACUAAAAGAAAAAAUUCAAAAACUAAAAGAAAAAAUUGGAGAAAUAGUACAAUGCUGACAAAAAGGCAUAGGUCAAUUCAAGCCGUGCUUGUCCGUGCAUUCCUCAUCCUAAAUGUUAACACCUCUUUAAUUUUUUUUGUUUUAUUUCAAAGAUUCCAUGCAUUACUCAUACUAAAUGUAUAGAAUCUUUGAAGUAUAUAUGAAUGAAACUAAUUUUAAUAAUGUGAUACACAGAUUUGUUUUUAAAUUACUGUCGCUGUCCUAACAGAUGUAAAUUAAAUUGCGCCUCUCUUUGUCGCAGUGUCGCAGCAAUGUGAACAGCGAUGUAACAGCACCACUAAUAACACUUUAACUAUAUGCAAUCUUUAUUUACUUUAGUCAAUUAACGCGUACCAAUAAAAUAAUUGUAAAGAAAGAAAAGAUCAGAUAUUUUUUUUUACAAAUUUGUGAUAUAUUUUAAAAAUACUUUGUUUUUCAAUACAUUAGCAUUAUUAAUUUAUAAUUUACGUUUUUUUUUUAAAGAACAGCGUGGUAUAUUUUUAAUGGACUGUAGUAGAGUUCAUAUUUUCAAAA